AUGAUUGAUAUCUCCAAUAAUGAAAUAGGAGAUAUUGGAGCACGACAUCUAGCUGAUGCAUUACAAAGUCAUCCAAAAAUUGGUAGGAUGAAUCUUACAAAUAAAAGCAUUGGUGAUAAUGAUAUUAAAUUUAUAAGUGAAGCAUUACAUAACAACCAAACACUUAUGAAACUGGAUCUUCAAAAGAAUCCUGGUAGUUAUCGUACAGCUGUGAGCGCAGCAGUUCAAAUACGAAACAAUAAAACGAUCACUCAAAUGCAUCUUAGUUGUGCCAGCAUUGGUGAUAAUGAACUUAGAUUUGUAAGUGAAGCAUUACAUAACAAUGAGACAAUCACCGAAUUAGACCUUUCAAGCAAUGAAAUCGGUGAAAUAGGUGCACAACAUCUAUGUAAUAUGUUGCAAAACAAUACCACUUUCACGACAUUAAAUCUUGGUGGAAUGAAAAUUGGAGAUAGAGAAAUACAAUAUCUUGUUUAUGGAUUAGAAAACAAUCGAACAUUGACUGUACUGAAUCUUCGAGGUAAUCGAAUUGGUGGAAAUGGAGCAAAAUAUCUCUCUGGUGCAUUAAGAAACAAUACAACACUUCUUACACUUGAUAUUGAAGCGAAUCAUAUUGGAAAUAUUGGAGCAGAGCAAUUGGCUUCUGCCGUGAAAAACAAUAAAACUCUCAAAGAAUUGGUACUUGCCAAUAAUCAAAUCACGACGGAAACACGAAAUCGUUUGGCAGGAGAUGAGAGACUUCGUUUUUUCGUACAUUAUGAUGAAGAUUCUGAUUCUGAUGAAUGUGUUUAUUAUUAUGAAUCGGAUUAA
Rotaria sordida is the source of this 810-nucleotide messenger RNA. NCBI's taxonomy places the organism in Eukaryota, Metazoa, Rotifera, Eurotatoria, Philodinida, Philodinidae. The record is from the annotation of a GenBank genome assembly.